Messenger RNA from Zychaea mexicana, 449 nucleotides. RefSeq lists its product as uncharacterized. The record is from RefSeq and is a predicted model, not a curated record. The transcript is spliced from 5 exons. Lineage: Eukaryota; Fungi; Mucoromycota; Mucoromycetes; Mucorales; Lichtheimiaceae. Bases 95 to 289 code for a protein of 64 amino acids.
CUUUCUCCUUCUCCUUCCUCCUCGUCAUCAACUCCGUCUCCUCCUCGGCCUCGCCCGGUUACUGCUUUAAAAGAGGAGAGAAGCAAGAGUGUACAUGCUCUCUUGCUCUCUCUGUCUUUCUCUUGCUCUCUCUCGCUCUCUGUACACGACGUUAGUAUUCUUUUUUCUAUGCUACACACAUGAUGCUUUCUCUCUCCAUUACCCGCCGCUAUCUAUCGCGAUGUUGUUAUUAACGAUUCUUCCCGCUACUAUAUCCUACAGAGGCGCCUGGCCCCAACCACAAGCCUAGCCAUAUGCGCUAGAGUUUCGUUUCGCCACAGCGGACAUGGAUUUGUCUAGCUGUGGCUGUCGCCCCAAUGUGGCGUAAUACCUCGUGGGCUGCCCGCCAACUGUGGUACGCCUUUCUUUUUACUAUACUUUGUGGCCUCUUCUUCACCAUCAUGUGUCAU